CUCCUUGUCAUCCAUGUACCGUCAUCUCCUCGGUCGACGAAAACGGCUGUGUCUGUGCUUCCUGGUGCUCUCGGGGUGGUUCUCCACCGUCGCGGUUGCGAUAUGGCCAUUCCCACCGAAGAGAUUCUCCGCCAACUCUCUCGUCGACGCGGGGUCCAUGGGCAUCAACGUCGAAGGCCGAAUCAUUGCAUUCGGAGACUUCAAUGGCGAUCAAUAUCUUGACGCGCUCACGCUAGGUGCCGACCAGCAGACUUUAACGGUUUAUCUAUGGGACCACGGUGCGUAUCCUUGGGCAGCUGCGGGGGCGAUCAGUGACCAGCAUGAACUAGAGGAGUACCUCUUCAAAAAGUCUUCGAGCCUACAGCAUCCACGCAAGAUCUACAAUGUCGUUCCCGGGGACUUCACGCACUCAGGAAAGCUGGACCUUCUUGUCAUGGCGCAAAGCUCAACGAGCAACCGAUUGGACCUCUCAGUAUACCCUGCGUUACCGGGAGCCGGUUUUGACACGAGUAACCCGCUAUCUGUCCCAGCAUCGAGCUCACCACAACCCAUACCCAUCGAUGUCGACGGAGACAUGAAGAUUGACAUGCUUGGGAUGACACAGGACUCGGAAGGCUCUAGCUCCCCGCUUCAAGUAUGGCGGAAUGUCUGGAACGAAACAGACCCGCAUUCUCAUCUGUUCAAUGUUGGGGAGCCUCUCUUCCAUGGCGAGCAGUGCAAGAUAGCCAACCCGCACAGCAAUGCAGUUAUAGACUUUGAUGGAGAUUGUCUUGCAGACCUCUUCAUAUUGUGUGAGGAUGGGCACGGCGGGAAAACCUAUCAGAUCUGGAUCAAUAACAAAGGCGAUGGUUUCUUGCUUGCCUCACAAGGCGCAAUGCCUGCUGACCGUGACGGUACAAUCGAUAUGGUCUUCACGACCUGCUCCUCGGUAUCGACUUCGACUGGAAUCGGCAAUGAUUGUGCCAUCAAUAUCGCCUACAAUUCACAACUCCCUCUUUGCACUGCUACGGCUGACUCGGGCCUCAACAAGGGCGUGCGGACGUGUCGUCCGCCAGAAGAUCUAUGCGUGUCAGAUCCGUCUUUUAAAUUUGACCUGUCGAAUAGCGCUAUCUUUGUUCGCAUUCCGAUCACGUCUAUCGUUCCUGACUCGUCUUUACUCGUUUAUGACACUACACAAAUCCCGGCCCUGCCACUGGCACUGAAGCUGGGAGAUGCCAACCUGGAUGGGUUCCCUGAUAUGUUACUCAUCGUUGUCUCCAACCAGAAUCAUAUUCCAAGGCUGCUGUUGUCCACUGCCUGUGCUCAUGGAAUCGCUGGAUGCGACCAGGGCCCGAAGAAACGUGGAUGGGCUGUUGCGAGCAAAGGCACCGAAGCCUUGGACAAGGUCCAAGAUGCGCGGGGUGUCGCGUUUCUGGAUAUGGACGAAGACGGAUCUUUGGACAUCCUUGUUCAGCGCACAGGGUCGUUUGGCCAAGGCAACAUUCUGUUUGUUCAGAAUAACUACUACUAUGAUGCGUUUUUCUUGAAAGCGAUCGUCCUAAAUGGGGCCUGCGGCAACGGCUGGUGCUACGGACCCAAUGGCACGGAAAAAUAUCAUCCUUUCGGAGUCAGUUACUCCGGAGCAACCUACAAAUACACUGUUUUGGACACAACCGGCAGUCGGUCAGCCGCGCAAGUGGGUCAACUUCCGCAAACAUCAUAUCAGUCGCUGCAGACUCCGUACUCGUUCAUCGGACUGGGUCGAACCAACAAUUACAUCGAGAACCUCUUCGUCGGAUCAACCAUGCACACGGAGCAACAUUACAUCAACAUUGAAGGUGUCAUACCCAACUCCAAGGUCGUCAUCCUUCCACCAUCAAAGGAAGGCGACCCUUGGAAACGCGAGCUAUUUUUGCGACCGGGAGAUUGGAUCCCAUGGGUGACUCUUACUGUGGUAAUCGGCAUGAUACUGCUCGCGGUCAUUGUGCUGGUGCUGCAUCUGAACGAGAAGAGGGAAGACGAGUUGGAGAAGCGAAGAGCAUCACAUCACAUCAACUUUGAUGCAUUGUAAUGGACUCAUCCUAGUUCUCAUCUGUAUAUUACCAUGGAACUCUUUAUUAUAUCGACUGGUAUAGAGCAUGUAUGUGCAUGAAAUUCGCUUUGAUUCUGGGCCGUCGACCAAUCAAUUUCCCUCUACUGCGUAAAGGUCGCGACUCUGGUACUCGCGGCUCUAAAAGAAAGCAUGGCAUUGGCAAUCGGUCCAGUAUCCUUGACUACUUCUUCGGGGGUCUCUUCUUCACCUCGUCUUCCUUGCAGGCAUGCAACAUAAUCUUAUUGGGAUGUCCUGUUGUCAUUCCACCGUGCCCCUUAUGCCAGUCAUACGAGAUGCUGUAUGCGAAGAUCGACCCGUCUCGACUGAACGCAGUGCUGGAAAUCGGGCCAGGCUGCGUAUCAAAUGCUUGGAGGAAGAAACCGAUAGAUCCGUCUCCCCCUGUCGAAGUCGGUCAAUGCCACGACGAAAGCACACGCAUACGCAUACAUACCACAGGUACUGAAUGUCCCUUGCACAGGGUGGAAUGAUAUAUCGUUCACCGCGAACACGUUGAUGUUGUUCUUGUUGUUGGGUGUCACUUCGACGCGGUGGCAACGGAAUGAGAAAUUGUUUCUGACAGAGAGGUGAGU
This is a messenger RNA of Mycena citricolor, 2661 nucleotides long. NCBI's taxonomy places the organism in Eukaryota, Fungi, Basidiomycota, Agaricomycetes, Agaricales, Mycenaceae. The record is from the annotation of a GenBank genome assembly.